Capsella rubella is the source of this 3188-nucleotide messenger RNA. RefSeq names its product glutamate receptor 3.5. Gene Ontology annotation, cellular component: plasma membrane. The transcript has 6 exons. Gene Ontology annotation, molecular function: G protein-coupled receptor activity; glutamate-gated receptor activity. The record is from RefSeq and is a predicted model, not a curated record. Lineage: Eukaryota; Viridiplantae; Streptophyta; Magnoliopsida; Brassicales; Brassicaceae. The coding region runs from base 153 to 3011 and encodes 952 amino acids. Gene Ontology annotation, biological process: G protein-coupled receptor signaling pathway.
UUUGUCUUUUUGUCUGACCCAUGUUGAUGUUGAUGGCUAAAUUAAUGGUCGUUAAUGCUUCUUCAACCAGAUUUUUUUAUUUCGUCUUUAACUCCGAAUCAUCAAAUGGGUAUCUCAUGAGCUCGUAAAAGUCAGUCCUUUCUGAUUAAAAGAUGGGAUUUUUCGUGAUGAUGAGAUGUGAUUCCAUUGGACUUAUGCUCCUUCUAUGUGUUUUUGGUGUGUGGGUUUUGCCAACGAAAAGUGCUGGUGGAGAAGGUUUCUCAAAAAACUCUUCAUUUUCUUUGCCAAGCUCUGUCAACGUUGGAGCUCUGUUUACUUAUGAUUCUUUCAUUGGAAGGGCGGCCAAACCCGCGUUUUUGGCGGCCAUUGAAGAGAUUAAUCUUGAUCAGAGUAUUCUCAGGGGAACCAAACUCAAUAUCGUCUUCCAGGACUCAAAUUGCAGUGGAUUUAUUGGCACCAUGGGAGUUUUGCAGCUAAUGGAGAACAAGGUGGUUGCAGCCAUUGGCCCACAAUCUUCAGGAAUUGGCCACAUAAUCUCCCAUUUAGCUAAUGAGCUCCAUGUACCUCUCUUGUCAUUUGCAGCAACAGACCCGACUCUUUCUUCACUCCAAUUCCCUUAUUUCCUUCGUACCACACAGAACGACAACUUCCAGAUGAAAGCAAUCGCGGAUUUUGUAUCCUAUUGUCGAUGGAGAGAAGUUGUUGCGAUCUUUGUGGAUAAUGAGUAUGGUAGGAACGGGGUAUCUGUAUUAGGCGAUGCUUUAGCCAAGAAACGUGCCAAGAUCUCUUACAAGGCUGCAUUAACGCCUGGUGCAGAUAAUAGCUCAAUCAGUAGCUUAUUGGCUUCGGUUAAUCUGAUGGAAUCUCGCAUCUUUGUUGUUCAUGUGAAUCCUGAUUCGGGUUUAAACAUAUUCUCUGUCGCCAAGUCUCUUGGAAUGAUGGGAAGUGGCUAUGUCUGGAUCACCACUGAUUGGCUUCUUACAGCUUUGGAUUCCAUGGAACCGUUGGAUGCCAAAACUAUGGGUCUCUUGCAAGGAGUGGUUGCCUUUCGCCAUUACACACCUGAGAGUGAAAAGAAGAGAACGUUUAAAGAAAAAUGGGAAAACUUUAGAUCCAAAAAGAGGUCAAGAAGUGAUGAUGGCUUCAAUUCUUAUGCGCUGUAUGCUUAUGAUUCUGUUUGGUUAGUAGCUCGUGCUCUCGAUUUUUUCUUCAGCCAAGGCAAUACAGUGACUUUUUCUCAUGAUCCGAAUCUGAGUAAUACCAACGAUAGUAACAUUAAGCUAUCAGCACUUGACGUUUUCAAUGAAGGGGAAAGGUUUUUACAGGCCAUUCUUGAGAUAAAUUAUACAGGUCUGACCGGAAAAAUUGAGUUUGAUUCAGAGAAAGACCGGAUGAAUCCAGCUUACGAUAUUCUAAACAUAAAAAGUACAGGCCCACAGAGGGUCGGGUACUGGUCGAAUUAUACAGGUUUCUCAGUUGUGCCUCCGGAGACAUUAUACUCUAAGCCUUCAAACACAUCAGCAAAAAACCAACGCCUCAAUGAGAUCAUAUGGCCUGGGGAAGUAAGUAAGCCACCUCGGGGUUGGGUUUUCCCUGACAAUGGAAAGCCUCUCAAAAUCGGGGUGCCUAACCGUGUGAGCUACAAAAACUAUGUUUCUAAGGAUAAGAACCCACUUGGUGUUAAAGGCUAUUGCAUCGACAUCUUUGAAGCUGCGAUUCAAUUGCUUCCGUAUCCCGUUCCACGUACUUAUAUACUAUAUGGGGAUGGGAAGAAAAAUCCUUCAUAUGACAACCUCAUAAGUGAAGUUGCUGGAAAUAGUUUCGAUGUAGCUGUUGGGGAUGUUACAAUCAUUACAAACAGAACCAAGUUUGUAGAUUUCACGCAGCCAUUUAUGGAAUCAGGGCUUGUGGUGGUAGCUCCAGUGAAAGGGGCCAAGUCUAGUCCUUGGUCGUUCUUGAAGCCUUUCACCAUAGAGAUGUGGGCUGUUACGGGCGCCCUUUUUCUCUUUGUUGGAGCCGUUAUUUGGAUUCUUGAACACCGUUUUAACGAAGAAUUUCGCGGACCUCCUAGGCGUCAAAUCAUUACCGUCUUCUGGUUUAGCUUCUCAACAAUGUUCUUCUCUCACAGAGAGAACACAGUGAGCACGCUUGGGAGGUUUGUGCUACUCGUAUGGUUAUUUGUGGUUCUAAUCAUCAACUCAAGUUACACUGCGAGUCUCACUUCAAUCCUCACCGUUCAACAGCUAACAUCUCGGAUAGAAGGAAUGGACACUCUAAUAACAAGCAAUGAACCCAUCGGAGUCCAAGACGGUAGCUUUGCGUGGAAAUAUCUGGUCAGUGAACUUAACAUAGCUCCAUCAAGAAUCAUUCAGUUGAAAGAUGAAGAAGAAUAUCUCUCUGCCCUUCAACGUGGUCCUAGAGGCGGUGGCGUGGCAGCCAUAGUGGACGAGCUUCCUUACAUUAAAGCCCUCUUGUCCAACAGCAACUGCAAGUUCCGUACAGUUGGACAGGAAUUCACCCGGACAGGCUGGGGAUUUGCGUUUCAGAGAGACUCUCCUCUAGCUGUAGACAUGUCGACUGCAAUGCUGCAGCUGUCGGAAGAAGGAAAACUCGAGAAAAUCCGCCAGAAAUGGCUUACCUACGACCACGAAUGCACAAUGCAGAUUUCAGACACAGAAAACUAUCAAAUAUCGGUACAGAGUUUUUGGGGACUCUUCUUAAUCUGUGGCAUCGUUUGGUUCAUUGCACUCACACUCUUCUGCUGGAAAGUGUUCUGGCAAUACCAUCGGUUAAGACCAGAAGUGAUUGAUGAAGAAAGGACAAGCGAAGAAGCUGGUUCUUCUAGACCAGGGAGAAGUUUGAGAGCGGCAAGUUUCAAGGAUUUGAUAAAAGUUGUUGAUAAGAGAGAAGCAGAGAUCAAAGAGAUGCUCAGGGAGAAGAGCAGUAAGAAACUCAAAGCUAGCCAAAGCUCAGCUGAUAAUUCGCAAUCAAAACAUUCUGAAACUCCUUAGAGGCGGUUAGAUAGAGAUAAGCAGAGUUACACAAUUUGUUUAAAUGACUACAGAUGUAAAAGUAUAACAUUUUACUUAGAAAGGUACAUAGAUUUAUCAUAAGGUCUUAUAGAAGAUGGGGAGAUGUGUAUUGUACAAUACAUAUCCCAAAGAUAUUUAAAAAAAAUAAAUGCAGUU